Messenger RNA from Hydractinia symbiolongicarpus, 954 nucleotides. RefSeq names its product U1 small nuclear ribonucleoprotein C-like. Gene Ontology annotation, biological process: spliceosomal snRNP assembly; mRNA 5'-splice site recognition; mRNA splicing, via spliceosome. The record is from RefSeq and is a predicted model, not a curated record. Gene Ontology annotation, cellular component: U1 snRNP; nucleus. The transcript is spliced from 5 exons. The coding region runs from base 137 to 706 and encodes 189 amino acids. NCBI's taxonomy places the organism in Eukaryota, Metazoa, Cnidaria, Hydrozoa, Anthoathecata, Hydractiniidae. Gene Ontology annotation, molecular function: zinc ion binding; pre-mRNA 5'-splice site binding.
UGUCGUCAAUGCUUGCAAAAAUACUGCCAUCUGGUCAGUUUAUCUUCGUUGAUCAUUUUAAAAAUGUCGGAUUUGUGAAUAGUGCGGCGAGAGGAGGACCAAAUCAAGAUACCUUUUUAAAGAUUUUACACAAACCAUGCCGAAAUACUUCUGCGAUUACUGUGAUACAUAUCUUACUCAUGACUCGCCCUCUGUUCGCAAAACUCACAACAACGGAAGGAAACACAAGGACAAUGUGAAGUUUUAUUAUUCAAAAUGGAUGGAAGACCAAGCACAAGCAUUGAUCGAUCAAACCAUUAAAGCGGCUGAAAAAAACACAAAACACAUGCCUAAUAUGCCAAAUCUUCCUCCUGGUAUGUUGCCACCUCCAGGAAUGAUGCCACCACCCGGAAUGAUGCCACCCGGUAUGAUGCCACCCAUGGGGAUGAUGCCCCCACCAGGUAUGAUGCCUCCCGGUAUGCCACCCAUGCGUAUGAAUGCGCCACCCACUGGCCCUAUAAAUCCUAAUAAGAGGCCUGGUGGGCCUAUGGGUGGACCACCACCACAAAGACCAAUGGGACCGGGCGGUCCUCCACAAGGACCACCCCCAAUGAAUCGUGGUGGCCCACCUAUGAAUAUGCAAAGACCGUUAAUGGGUGUGAAUGCUAGGCCGCCCAAUAUGCCACCUGCCAAUAAUAGAGGACCACCCCCGAAUUUCCGAAAUUAGUACAAAUUGGAAAAGUUAUUUCAAACUAGGAUUGUUUUUUGGUACGAAUAAUCGUGCAAAGAAGGAGAGGGAAAUGAGAAACGCUACCUUAAACAUGUAGAAUGCUAAAUAUAACUAAAACAAAUGUGUUAAAGGACCUUGGAGCUGAGUUUAUUUGUAGUUAUAAAAGCUGAGUUUAUUUGUUGUUAUCAGAGCUGAGUUUAUUUGUAAUUAUCAGAGAUGUUUUUGACUCAUUUGAUGUUAGAGUA